UUUUAUCUUUCUCUUUUUCUUCGUAUUGGAUGGAAUACUUUAAAGAGACAAGUUUAUCUUCUUCCCGUAGACCAGAAUUAUUACCUGAUGAGUCUAUUUUAAUACAACAAGGCCAUGUUGGUCUUUAUAAAGGAAAAGAAAAACUCAAUCAUUACCAAGAUGGUAUUUGUUACUUGACUUCGCAUCGCAUCAUCUAUGUAGACAACACACACCCUUUAGAAUACUCGGUCGAACUCAGUCUAAGUCUCAUCAAAGACAUUGAAAACUAUAGUGGAUUUUUAAGAUCGUCACCUAAAAUCAUUAUUGAUGUCAAUGAAAGUCAACCUGUAGAAACAAACAACACGACAUGGGCUUGUUCCAUCUGUUUCUUUUCAAACAAAGCAACAGCAGAUACAUGCGAACUAUGCGGUGUCCGAAACGAACAUGUAGACAAGGUCGUGCCUGUUCAGGCCCAUGUGGAUGAUAGUAGUACAUGCACUAUCUGUACGUUUCAGAAUCAUCCAAGUAUGGUUCAAUGUGAAAUGUGUGGAUCCGAUUUACCUAGAGCCAUCACCACAUAUACCCAUGGACCAGGACAAGUACGUUUGUCUUUUCGACAUGGAGGACAAGCUGCCUUUCUAAAUAAACUCAAACAAGCACUCCAAGUCAAACAAUGGGAAAAGGCUAAAAACACACCUACAACACCUACUGCAGUCCGUGGUGUUGGUAUCAAUGCCAUUGAAGACAGAAUCAAAAAGACAACACUUGAAACCAAUGAGACCAUGACGGAUGCUUUCCAAGAUCUAGACAGGCUGAUGACAAAAGCAACUGAAAUGGUCAAAUUAGCAGAAUCGAUAUCGAACAAAGUCAGUAAAGAUCAAGAUAAUGAAUUGUCCACACUGCGUACGCAUUUACUUGCCUUGGGUAUUGCUUCACCCGUGACAAAAGGUUCUGCAGGGUCAAUUUAUCAUCAAGAAUUAGCCAAAGAAUUGGCUGAUUUCCUAAGCAAGUUUUUUGAUAGAGAUGACAUGAAAUCCUUAACUGAUAUCUAUUGUCUGUUUAAUCGAGCAAGAGGUGUUGCCUUGAUUUCACCUGAGGAUUUAUACAAAGCAAGUCAACAAUUUGAAGCACUCAAACUACCUUUUCGAUUACGCCAAUUCUCAAGUGGAUUACUAGUGAUUCAGUCAAUUGAUAUGGAUGAUACAAGAGCAGCUUCUCGUAUACUCAAACAUGUCAAAAACCAAGGCGUAUUGACGGCUAUUCGACUAGCUGAAAUAGAGGAUUUAGCAUUGGCAGUGGCUACAGAACAAUUGAUCGUGACUGAGCGUAUGGGACUUAUUUGCCGUGAUGAAGGGCCAACUGGCUUAAGUUAUUAUGAAAAUUUAUUUGUGUUAUAAAUAUAUAUAUAUAUAUAUAUCAGGCAUUGGGAUCCCAUUGUGCAUCUUUAGCAUGUUGUUCUGCUAUAUUUUGAAAAUAAGCUUG
Molecule: messenger RNA, 1461 nt
Organism: Gilbertella persicaria
Lineage: Eukaryota; Fungi; Mucoromycota; Mucoromycetes; Mucorales; Choanephoraceae
Product: EAP30/Vps36 family-domain-containing protein
Exons: 7
Coding region: 30-1376 (448 amino acids)
Biological process (GO): protein transport to vacuole involved in ubiquitin-dependent protein catabolic process via the multivesicular body sorting pathway
Cellular component (GO): ESCRT II complex; late endosome membrane
Molecular function (GO): phosphatidylinositol-3-phosphate binding; ubiquitin binding
Source: RefSeq, a predicted model, not a curated record